Molecule: messenger RNA, 2254 nt
Organism: Salvelinus sp. IW2-2015
Lineage: Eukaryota; Metazoa; Chordata; Actinopteri; Salmoniformes; Salmonidae
Source: RefSeq, a predicted model, not a curated record
AUGAGCUCUGUCAUGCAGUCGUUCCUCUCUCCAGUGAACAAGGCUAUUCUAGUAGCUCUGUUCAUCUUCGCCAUCCUCCUCAUCCUCUAUGUGAUCCUCUGGUACAUCUGUAGAGACGUGGACUGCGACCACGAGCUGGCCUUACAACAUGGCAAAGUUGCUAUAGUGACGGGAGGCACCAGGGGAAUUGGCUAUGAGACCUCAAGACACAUGGCCAGCCUGGGGGCACACAUUAUCAUAGCUGGACAGAAUGAGCUGAAGGGUGUGUCUGCUGUGAAGAGGAUUUGUGAGGAGAACAGAGAGGCCAAAGUGGAGUUUGAUCAGUUGAAUUUGGCAUCUUUGCAGUCAGUCAGGCAAUUUGUCCAGAAUAUCAAGAGACGGGGCCUACCGCUGCACAUCUUAGUCAACAAUGCGGCGGUCAUGUUGGUCCCUGAGGGUCGUACAGAGGAGGGCUUUGAGCAUCACUUCGGGGUCAACUACCUAGGUCACUUCCUGUUGACCUUGCUGCUGUUAGACACAUUAAAGCAUUCUGGGAAACGCGGUUCCUGCUCACGUGUUGUCACCCUCUCCUCGUCAGCUCAUGGUGCUGGAGAGAUACGACUAGACAGCCUGCUAAACAGAGGCUGGAAAGAGGAGGGUUUCCAGUGAGCUCAUGUGCAGUGGACCCUGGGAUGGUCGACACGUGGCUCUGCCGCCACCUCUUCCCCCCGGUCGUCUUGCACAGACAGUCAUCACACGCCUGCUCUUUAGGAGCCCGUCCCAGGGAGCGUCCACGGUCUUCUACACUGCUCUGUCUCCGUCUCUGGAGUGGGAGGGAGGAGCCUACUGGAGCAAUGGGCGCACAGAGAUGACAUCACCAAACACCUACGACCCCCAGCUACAUCGCGGCCUCUGGGACUCCAGCUGCAGACAAGUUGGCAUGCAGGAACGGCACCAACCAUGACCCCUGACCUUCAACCCCUGACCCUGACCACCAACAUGGGACUGGAUGGCUGAGACCCAACACUUAGUCUGUCUGACUGGCGUUGUCUUUGUUUUGACAAUCUCCUCACCACCAGACUGUGAUUGGACUGAUGAUGACCAUGACUAGACUUUGAUUGGUUAGUGAAGAGUUAAGUCCCUUCCCAUGCUGUUCAAAUGAAUGUGCUAAUGAGAAUGAAGAAACCUUCUCCCUCUGGCACUGUGAACACACACACACUAUAUUAAGAGUAUUCAUAGUGCUGCUAUGAGUGUCUGUAGCGCCACUAUGAGUGUUAAUAGUGACCUUAUAAGUGUUCAUAGCAACCUUAUGACUGUUGGUUCACAGAUCAGAUCUUCCAGAACAGAAAGCACCUUCCCUCCAUGGGAGAACUUAGUUUUGUCAUAAACAAGUGUCAUCAGUGUGUGUGUGUGUGUGUAUGUGUCUGUGUGUACUUGUCAUCAGUGUGUGUGUGCGUAUUAUGAUGUUAGAAGCAUCCAGGAGCAUCUGGUGUUCUGAUCCAUCUGUGAAGCAUAUACUGACCCCUGAAUAUACUGACACCAUAUACUGACCCCAUAUACUGACCAAUGAACAAGCCAGCAUGGUAACAUCAGUAAAUCACAGCCUGAAACUGAUAUUUUCAGUUCUUGUGAAAGCAAAGGGUAUUUUGUGGAAUUCUCGCCAAAGCUGCUGGUUCCCUCUCCAGGGGGCAGAAAUCAUCUGAGAGAAGGUCUUUAGAUUGUGUCCCACCUCCUGGGCUGUGAGUCACACACACCUGUUUCAUGAUAUUUCUCUUUUACUGUUAGAGCUGAGCGAUGGUUUAUCAAUAUGCACAUAUCACCUCUCUCAAGUCCAGUCAUUGUGUGUGUUUCUGUGCACAUUAUGUGUAUUUGUGUGUGCGCUGUUUGUGUGUUUCUUCCAGUCAUUGGUUUGUAUGCAUCCAUAAAAAGGCAGCCCAACUGAAACCAGUAGUGAUAUUUGUGGUAGAGGGAGAGACAGUGAGUAAAGGAGAGAUUCUUCAUCUUCUCUCUCUGCUGCUACCUCGUUUGGCCUUGCUCCCAGUGCAUUCAUUGUGGAAGGGGGAUAUCACAGUGAAAAUUUUGCAAAAUUAAGACAAAGACAAACAGUCACACACACAGAGGCGGACUGUGACCAUUUCUAACACACUGGCCAUUUUGUUCCUUCAGGCCCUCAUUAUUAGCCAUAGGAUUAUCAUUUUGAGUAAAAACCUAAGUUAGACAGGCCCAGUAGGCUGGACCAGCCCAUCUGGCAAAUCUGCCCCUGUGAAAAAACACG